This is a messenger RNA of Marmota monax (woodchuck), 2156 nucleotides long. RefSeq names its product dynein regulatory complex subunit 3. NCBI's taxonomy places the organism in Eukaryota, Metazoa, Chordata, Mammalia, Rodentia, Sciuridae. The transcript is spliced from 14 exons. Gene Ontology annotation, molecular function: protein binding. The record is from RefSeq and is a predicted model, not a curated record. Bases 233 to 1981 code for a protein of 582 amino acids.
ACCCAGGAUGUCUACCUCCUGCUUCCUCUUAGCAACCGAGUGGCGGCGCUUGUUUCCCCAGCAACCGAGAGACGCCUCUGCUGCAGGGAACUAGCCCGAUAGCUGGUGCUUGAGAAGGAAAAUCCGGAUCCAUUUCUGUGUGAGGAGAUCACUUCAUUGACAGGUUUGUAAAAACUGCUGCGUCCCCACCUGCUACCUGUGUUGGUCACCAACAACACUGUCAUUAGGAAAGAUGAACCGGAUGUACGACUCGAUGGAGCCGAGAGUGAUAGACGACGACAUGCUCAAGGUGGCUGUGGGGGAGCAGGGUCCACGGGAGGAAGCUGGGCAGCUGGCCAAGCAGGAGGGCAUCCUCUUCAAAGAUGUUAUGUCCCUGCAGCUGGACUUUCAAAACAUCCUCCGCAUCGACAAUCUCUGGCAGUUUGAAAACUUGAGAAAGCUGCAACUGGACAACAACAUCAUCGAGAGGAUCGAGGGCCUGGAGAACCUCGUACACCUUGUCUGGCUGGAUCUGUCCUUCAACAACAUCGAGGCCAUUGAGGGGCUGGACACACUGGUGAAUCUGGAGGACCUAAGCUUGUUCAACAACCGGAUCUCCAAGAUUGACUCCCUGGAUGCUCUGGUCAAGCUGCAGGUGCUGUCUCUUGGCAACAACCAGAUUGGCAACAUGAUGAACCUCAUUUACCUGCGGAAGUUCAAGUGCCUGCGGACACUCAACCUGUCUGGGAACCCUAUUGCCGAGGCAGAGGAUUACAAAAUGUUCAUCUAUGCCUACCUUCCUGAUCUUGUGUACCUGGACUUCCGGCGCAUUGAUGACCAUGCGAAAAAGAUGGCGGAGAUGAAGCACCAGUACAGCAUUGAUGAGAUGACACACCAGGAAAACCAGAUGCAGAUCAAGCAGGAGGAAGAGCAAGCCCGGCGGAUGAAGCUGGAGGAACACAAGAUGGCAUUCAUUGAGCGCCUGGAUGACUCCUACCUUUUCGACAGCAUGUAUGCAGAGGAUGUGGAGGGCAACAAGCUGUCCUACCUGCCUGGUGUGGGAGAUCUCCUAGUGGCAUAUAAAGACAAAUUUGUCAUCAUCUGCGUGAACAUUUUUGAGUAUGGUCUGAAACAGCAGGAGAAGCGGAAAAUAGAGCUGGACACCUUCAAUGAGUGCAUCCAGGAGGCCAUCCAAGAAAACCAGGAGGAGGGCAGACUCAAGAUUGCCAAGUUCGAGGAGAAGCACUUCAUGAAUUUAAAUAGCAUCCGAGAAGAAUCUGAUCUGCUCAACAUUGAGAAGAAGAUAAUGGAGUGCAGUGAGGAUAUCACUGAGCUAUUCAACGUGCUCAUGACACUGGAGAUGCAGCUGGUAGAGCAGCUGGAGGAGACCAUAAACAUGUUUGAAAGGAACAUCAUUGACUUGGUGGGACUCUUUAUCGAAAAUGUCCAAGGCUUAUAUCCUUUUUGUGAUGACACCUCCACAGGAAGAUACUACAUAGUUCCUAGGGAUGUCCUGGCUUCUUGGGGAGAUAGGGAAAAGGUGUCUGCAGUUCUAACAAAAGAAGUUCAGCCACAGGUCAGGAAAGUGCCCGUCCUGCCCCAAACCUGGCUUUGCUUAACUCACGGUUGCACUAUGGCUCAGUGCCGGGACCUUGAAAAUCACCACCAUGAGAAACUCCUGGAAAUCGCCAUCAACACCCUAGAGAAGACUGCUAAGGGUGAGAUAGGCAACGACCUCCCUGAGGAUGUGCGCGCGCUUUUUAUCGACAAAGACACGGUUGUUAAUGCUGUUGGGGCAUCGCAUGACAUCCACCUCCUGAAGAUUGACAAUCGAGAAGAUGAGCUGGUGACCAGGGUCAACUCUUGGUGUACACACUUAGUAGACAAAAUUCACAAGGAUGAGAUCAUGAGGAACCGCAAGCGAGUGAAAGAAAUCAAUCAAUACAUUGACCACAUGCAGAACGAGCUGGACAACCUGGAAUGUGUCGAUAUCGUAGAUUAGAUGCCAGGGGUCCUCUUCAAAAUACGCGACAGCCCUACCUGAGGAGCGGGCUCAAUUUACCAACCGUCUGGGGAGAGUUACUGGGAAUUCCUAACCCAAGUCUCCUCUUGACAUUACUCCUUCCCCACCCGUGGAAAAAGUUCCGAAUACAGAGAAAAAUAAAGGAUUUAUGUCA